ACACUACUCAAUUGGGAAUGGGUUCUUUGCAUGUCUCCGGCAGUACCACUACUCAACAUAGCAGGGUUCAGAGGGCUUACCAACUCUUGUUUUUCCAUGUGCACCCGUUCUGGCCCCAGCUCCUCUACUUUGUGUCCAUCUCCUUUUUCGGCUUCGUCAUGCUGAGAGCCCUCCCCAUGAAGACCAACAUGCCCACGGACCUAGACCUGAUCUUCACGUCGGUGUCGGCGACGACGGUGUCGAGCAUGCAGGCGGUGGAGAUGGAGUCCUUCUCCAACCCCCAGCUCCUCCUCCUAACCCUCCUCAUGCUUCUUGGUGGCGAGGUGUUCACUAGCAUGCUUGGCAUGUACUUCACCUACGUCAAGUCCAAGAAAAAAGAAGCACAAGCACCACAUGAUGAUGGUGCCAAAGUGAAACCAGCACCAUCUAGCCUAGAGCUCACGGCCGCUAGCAUCUGCAUGGACGACGGCACUGCACAGGACCGUAUGGAGCAAGGGUUCAAGGACCAGCCCCGUUACGGCCGGGCCUUCCUCACCAGGUUGCUCCUGUUCAUAGUGGUCGGCUAUCACGCGGUGGUGCACCCGGCCGGUUACUCCCUGAUGCUGGUCUACCUGAGCGUCGUGUCCGGCGCGAGGACGGUGCUCGCCGGCAAGGGGAUCAGCAUGCACACCUUCUCCGUCUUCACCAUCGUCUCGACGUUCGCAAACUGCGGCUUCAUGCCGAACAACGAAGGGAUGGCCUCCUUCCGGUCCUUCCCGGGACUCCUCCUACUCGUCAUGCCCCACGUCCUCCUCGGAAACACGCUCUUCCCCGUCUUCCUCAGGCUGGCGAUCUGGGCUCUCCAGCGGUUCACCAAGAGGCCUGAACUCGGUGAGCUGCGGAGCAUCGGCUACGACCACCUCCUGACAAGCCGGCAUACAAGGUUCUUGGCUUUCACCGUGGCCGUGUUCGUGCUGGCGCAGCUGUCGCUCUUCUGCGCCAUGGAGUGGGGCUCCGACGGGCUGCGCGGGCUCACCGCCGCGCAGAAGCUCGUCGCGGCUCUCUUCAUGUCGGUCAACUCGAGGCACGCCGGCGAGAUGGUCGUGGACCUCUCCACCGUGUCGUCGGCCGUCGUGGUGGUCUACAUGGUCAUGAUGUACCUACCACCUUAUACUACAUUUCUACCAGUGGAAGACAGUAACCAACAAGUGGGAACAGAUCAGAAAAGGACAAGCAUAUGGCACAAGCUUCUCAUGUCGCCCCUCUCGUGCAUAGCCAUCUUCGUCGUCGUCGUGUGCAUCACCGAGAGACGGCAGAUCUCCGAUGACCCACUCAACUUCAACGUCCUCAGCAUCGCCGUCGAGGUUAUCAGUGCGUACGGCAACGUGGGGUUCAGCACGGGGUACAGCUGCGGCCGGCAGGUGACGCCCGACGGCAGUUGCAGGGACGCGUGGGUUGGCUUCUCCGGGAAGUGGAGCAGGGAAGGGAAGCUCGCCCUCAUAGCCGUCAUGUUCUACGGCAGGCUCAAGAAAUUCAGCAUGCAUGGCGGCCAGGCAUGGAGGAUAGUGUAGCAUAGCACAUUCCCGAUUCCCGAAACCCGAAUGAUCUCUCUUCACACACACCAGACUAGCUACAUCUCGCUCUAGCCUAACCCCGGCCGUGUGAACAUAUUUCCAUUAUGCAUGCCGAGCGUAUCAAUGGUCUGAACAAAUUGCUUUAAGCAAGUACAAUAGA
Hordeum vulgare subsp. vulgare (domesticated barley) is the source of this 1713-nucleotide messenger RNA. Its product is annotated as cation transporter HKT8-like. The transcript has 3 exons. Gene Ontology annotation, molecular function: monoatomic cation transmembrane transporter activity. The record is from RefSeq and is a predicted model, not a curated record. NCBI's taxonomy places the organism in Eukaryota, Viridiplantae, Streptophyta, Magnoliopsida, Poales, Poaceae. Gene Ontology annotation, cellular component: plasma membrane. Bases 18 to 1550 code for a protein of 510 amino acids. Gene Ontology annotation, biological process: monoatomic cation transport; transmembrane transport.